This is a messenger RNA of Stegostoma tigrinum, 3975 nucleotides long. RefSeq names its product solute carrier family 26 member 1 (gene slc26a1). Gene Ontology annotation, cellular component: membrane. Gene Ontology annotation, molecular function: oxalate transmembrane transporter activity; sulfate transmembrane transporter activity; chloride transmembrane transporter activity. Bases 199 to 2358 code for a protein of 719 amino acids. Lineage: Eukaryota; Metazoa; Chordata; Chondrichthyes; Orectolobiformes; Stegostomatidae. The record is from RefSeq and is a predicted model, not a curated record. The transcript has 3 exons. Gene Ontology annotation, biological process: transmembrane transport.
CAGUUCAUGUAAGGCACUGAAUUUAGCCAUUUGAGGGUUGGUGGACAAGUUUUACCAUUACUUUCUGCCAUACUUUACGUUUCAAACAAAACUAAAUCUGAUUCUAAUCUUGACUUAUGUUCAGAAGGAACAGAAAACUUACAAUCAUUGAACUUUAGAACCACUCAUCUAUCGUGCAUCAUACACUACAGGAAAAGAAUGGAAAACGAAGAACAAUUAUCUAAAAUGGAACUUCAGUUAGAAUCUCAAAUACAGAUUGAAAGAACAGUGAAAGAAAAAGUUGCUGUGAAGAAAGUUAUUGAAAAGAAGCUGCAAGAAAAUUUCUCAUGUUCAUUGGACAAACUUAAAACUCUGAUAACUGGUUUCUUUCCUGUCCUUCAAUGGCUUCCAAAGUACAAAUUAAAAGAAUGGAUCUUGGGUGAUACCAUUUCGGGUAUACUUGUUGCUGUUGUCAUGGUUCCUCAAUCAAUAGCAUAUGCGUUGCUGGCUGGUUUAGAAACAAGUUCCAGUUUGUACGCUUCCUUCUUCUCCUGUAUUAUUUAUUUCCUGAUGGGUACCUCACGCCAUAUUUCAGUGGGCAUUUUCAGUUUAAUAUGCCUCUUGGUGGGACAAGUGGUUGAUCGGGAACUUCAGCUGGCUGGAUUUGAUGUAGAUGAAGACAGCAAAAUGAUGCCAAUAGCAAUGGCCAACGCAGAUAACUGGAACAAGAGUGAUGUCAAUCCUACCAUGUUGAUGAAUUUCACUCUUCCUGGAUCACUGAAUUUUGAAUGUGAUAGAAAAUGCUAUGCUGUCAGUGUUUCAGCCGCCCUUACAUUUAUGUGUGGCAUUUAUCAGGUACUUAUGGCAGUUUUCAACCUUGGAUUUGUAUCAAAGUAUUUAUCCGAGCCCUUGCUAGACGGAUUUGCAACUGGUGCCUCAAUCACUAUUGUAACAAUGCAAGUCAAGUACCUCAUUGGAAUAAAGCUACCACGUAGUCAUGGACCCGGCAGUGUUGUUGUAACUUGGAUAAACAUUUUUAAGAAUAUUCAUAAAACCAAUUUCUGUGAUCUGAUAACAACUGCCAUUUGCAUGCCCCUGCUAAUUGCUUCCAAAGAAUUAGGAGAACGAUAUAAGCACAAGCUCAAGUUCCCUUUCCCAAUGGAACUGACCAUUGUAGUUAUAGCUACAUUAAUAUCUCACUUUGUAAAUCUAAAUGAAAUGUAUGGUUCAAGUAUUACAGGAGCAAUCCCAACUGGAUUCUUACCCCCUAAAGUUCCAAACUGGCACCUCUUACCCAGAGUUGCCAUGGAUGCUGUAACACUUGCAAUCAUCAGCUUUGCCUUCACAAUCUCACUGUCAGAGUUGUUUGCUAAAAAACAUGGAUACACAAUACAAGCCAAUCAAGAGACCUAUGCUCUUGGAUUCUGUAAUGUUGUUCAAUCAUUCUUUCAUUCAUAUGCUUCCAGUGCAACUCUGGUUAAAACACUUGUAAAAGAUUCGAGUGGUUGUCAGACUCAACUGUCUAGUGUUGUCAGUGCUGUAUUGGUCCUAAUGCUGCUCCUUUUCUUAGCUCCUGUAUUCUAUUCUUUGCAGAAAUGUGUCCUAGCAUCCAUCAUUAUUGUCAGUUUAAGAGGGGCUCUCAUGAAAUUUCGCGAUCUGCCAAAGCAAUGGAAGAUGAGCAAAAUUGACACACUUGUAUGGUGGGUUACAAUGUUAUCUGUAACUUUAAUAAGUACUGAACUAGGACUUUUUACAGGGGUAACAUUUUCACUUCUGUGUGUUAUUGUUCGUACUCAAGUACCGAGAGCAGCUUUGUUAGGUCAAAUCCAGGGUUCAACUCUAUAUGAAGAUCAAGCAGAAUACAAUAACCUAACACCUAUUCCCCAAAUUAAAAUCUUUCGUUUUGAAGCUCCGCUGUACUAUGCUAAUAAAGACUUCUUUAUGGAUUCCCUGAUGAAAAAAGUUGAACUGAAUCCGGCUUUGGAGAUUGCAAAGCAGAAAAAAGAAGAAAGCAAACAAAUAAAAAAUAAAGAAGAAAAAGCAUUCAAUGGCAACAUCAAACAAGAACAGACUGUUGUCAGCAAAAGACUGAUUCCUAAGGUAUACAAUUUUCACACCAUUAUUCUAGACUGUUCCACAAUACAAUUCUUAGAUACUGUUGGUAUUAACACAAUGAAGACAGUUUUGAAGGAUUACAAUGAGAUUGGUAUCAGGGUCCUUCUGGCCAACUGUAAUCCUUCAGUCAUUGACUCACUGACUAGGGGAGGAUACUUUGGAGAAAUUUGCAAGGAGGUGGGCACUCAGUUGUUUUACAGUGUGCAUGCAGCUGUUCAGUAUGCUAAAGCCAGCUGGCCUGAACCAGGUAAUUCUACUCUUUAAGAGCUUUCAUAUUUAUAUCCAUUGUUGAAAAAUGUAGAGACAUGCACUAUGAAACGGGCAACAUAGGCCAAACCCAAAAUACUUUUUAUUUAAAUCAUGGAAAGUACUUUGGUAUUUUUAUUUAAAUUAGUUGAGUAAUAGCUCAGUAAACAAACAUUUACUGUAGCCUCACAGAGUAGAAAGAUCCUAAUUUUUAUUUGGGUCUCCUUGAGUUAGCUGAUUUCAGCCACGCAUAUGUGAAAGUUUAACAAUUCACUCAAUAUUCCCAGCUGAAGAAUAACAGCAGGCAGGAUGCCUGUUCCUGACUGCUAUUCAAUGAUUCCUGUUGGAUACUCUGUGCAGGUGGGUUUACAAUGUUGCCCAUAGAAGUAUAAGCCAGAAUGAGUCAACCCUUUUGAGAGAAGGAAUAAAAGCAGCUCAGUUAUUAAAAGGAAAUUAAAGUUAGUCAUCUGAAAUAACAGGCACCAAGAAAAUUUCUUGCUAUAUUUCAAAAUGCAAAUUAUAUUCACUUAUAAAAUAAUUGUGCAGUGCUGAACUAUGACCACACAAAAUCCUCAAAAAUGCUCCUAGUGCUUUGACAUAUGAUAGGCUAUACACUACUAUGCUUAAUGAACAUAAUUAAUCCUUAUUUAUAUCAUCUUAACUGUAAAAGAUUUUCACUGUCUUGCUGUAAAUAAACAAGAGCAGUUGGCAUUAAAACGAAUUGCUGACAGACGACACAAAACUGUACAGGUUUACAAGGAGAAACAAAAGCUACCAAUGUGUACUUUUAGUUAAUGUACACUUUCAUCUCUUAUUUUAUUUUAUAAAAUGACAAUAUUGUCAUGGUUCAAAUGUUUGGGACAUAACCUAUUUUCUUGUAUGAGAAUUGUCCCUUGUGGUAUACAAAAAAAGAGUGGACGAAAAUGCUAAAUUAUCUUUCUCUAAUUUGUUUCAAACAUAAAUCUACAUUUUGUACAAUGACAUAGUAAUAUCUACUCAAUUUAAUGAAAAAUAUUUUUGAAAUAGGUUGGCUACAAUGGCAGAAUUCUAGUUAUUACGGUGUUCAUCAAUGAGUUCCUUACAAGAUGAUAGUGAAAAUAAGAAUAAUAAUCAAGAUGCAAAAUGUGUGUGGAUUAUUUCUAAUUUAGGUAUUAUGUUUGCAAACUAUUGUAUUCUAUUAAUGCUUUAUUACCGUGUAUGUAAAUGGAUCAAGUAAUCCUGAAACAUUCCAAUGUCUCGUUGGUUUGUUGUAUCACAGGGAUUCGGCUUUGAUGUUAGGUUUAUGCGCACAAGGAAGGCUGAUUAGUUGUCUGUAAAUAAAUAUGGAUAAAUGAUCUAAAAAACAAAGACGGUUUGAAUGAAAGCUCAAAUCAAACGACUAUAUCUACUUACAGCCUAAAUGACUCAAAUUUUGUGCUUAAGGGUUUUUGUGCUUUUUUGGGGAAAAUCAGGUCAAACGUAUACAAUAGGAGAUUAAAACCAAUUAUUAGAGUAUUGUGAUGGUAUUCAUUGUGGACAGAUUAAAUCAUUUAUUCUCCUGUCAUUAAAUUAUAAUGACAAAUGAUGUUUCUGAAUAUAUUGUAAUGUCCUUAAGUUGUAGCAAUUACUGCAUUUUUGUACUCUAUUCUAAAUCUA